AUGUUUGAAAAUGUUCUACGUUUGGGAUGUGUCUUCAGAGCUGAAGAUAAUUUACUUCCUAGUCCAAACCUCCUUCAGGACAAUGUGGGAUGGGACCGGGCAGGGUAUGAAUCUAGGACCACCAAGAUGACCGAACAACAGUUCAGCGCCCAUACCAAACAACCAGGUGCGGUCAACCUGUUGUCCACUUCUCAUCUACAUCAAUGCAAUCAAGAUUUUGUGGGGGUGUUGUCAAUCGGACAAGAACUGACCAGCAUAAGCGUACUAGACUGUGCCAUCAACUGCUUGAAAAAUCAAACUUUUUGUAAAGGUUUCUCUUAUGACCUACAGACAGGAAGAUGCACUUUCGGUUACUGUAUCAUCCCAUGGCCAAAUAGUACAAGUCCUACUGUACAGUUGUAUCAGGUACAGCAGCCAAAGUGUGAAAACACACCAGGUUUCCAAGUCUACACCUCUGGUAACAUCAGCGCUUGUCUCUGGAUGUCUUCAACGCAGAACAACUAUACAGAGGCAGCAGCGCAUUGUGUAGCCAUGGGCGCAACUCUAAUGUCACUGAAGUAUGCGGAGAAAUUGGACAUUUUAAAGAAGAACUGCAACACGUCUGUUUACAUUGGCCUUGAUGACUUGGGGACAGAAGGGACUUUUGUUUGGCAUGACGACCAGACAGUCCUAGAGAGUGAGCUUCUUCAUCAAAUAUUUAUCUCAGGGGAACCUAAUGAUUCUAACAACAAUGAAGAUUGCGUUGAAUAUAGGAAUAUCAACUUGGCCCUGAACGAUAUUAUUUGUUCCGAGGUACGAGACUAUGUAUGUGAAAAAACUUGUUUUCUUUGUUAAUUUAAAACUCAACUUUGUGAUUGUUUUUAAGUGGAGGAAGAAUGAGGCUCUGAAACAGAUAAAAUUUCUGCUUGGUAGUGAUGUGUAGAUACAAAAAGAAAUAGUGUGCAUUUGCCAGGAAGUAAUGUGCAAAUGAAAAUUGUAUACUGCACUUGCCAGGAAAUGAUGUGAACAUGUGUGAAAGUAGUGCUAGGAAGCAUUGUACAGUUUUUUUGUGUGUGAAAAUGUUGAAAGAUUGCUUUUUUUUUUUUUUAGUGUCUUGAUGUUUUUCUGAAGUAAAUUAUAUUACCAUUUUGUAAUGUAAAUAUAUUUUAUUAAAAUAAGUAUGUGAUAUCUGGCCUUGGCUAGCUAUCA
Biomphalaria glabrata is the source of this 1188-nucleotide messenger RNA. Its product is annotated as CD209 antigen-like. Bases 1 to 834 code for a protein of 277 amino acids. The transcript has 5 exons. NCBI's taxonomy places the organism in Eukaryota, Metazoa, Mollusca, Gastropoda, Planorbidae. The record is from RefSeq and is a predicted model, not a curated record.